UUUGUAAUUGUGCUUCAUUAUUAUGGCUAUAUUUCUCAGGUUAUUUUGUGUAAGAGGUUAAAGUAAAAUUUGUCAAAGCAUUACGUAUAAUUAUCAAGUAACAAAAUGAAGAGAUCACAUUCUAGACGAGACGGAGAUGAUUAUGAGCGUCAUAGACAUCAUUCUAAAGAGCGAGAUCGAGACCGUGACCGAGAUAAGGACCGCGAACGAAAUCGGGACUGCGAGCGCAAUCGUGAUCGUUAUUAUGAUGAAAGGAAUAAUAAAAGGAGCACCUCUUAUAAGAGAAAUCACGAUUCAGAAGAGCAGAGUACAGAAGUUAGAUCAUAUGAAAAGCAAGAUUUAAAAAAAUUAAGAGAUUACGGAAAAGAGAAUAGAAGGAAGUCAGACAGAUAUUUCUUUACAAAUAAAGAAAUGGAGAAGAAACAAGAAACAAAAGCUUCUAAUGAAGCACUGGAAAGGCAAAAUCGAACAGUUGAGUUGUUAACGUCAAAAACAGGUGGUGCUUACAUACCACCUGCAAAGUUGCGCAUGAUGCAAGCAGAAAUCACUGACAAAUCAGGAGCUGCAUAUCAACGGAUUGCAUGGGAAGCUCUUAAAAAGUCUAUUCAUGGUCAUAUUAAUAAAGUUAACAUUAGUAACAUUGGACUUAUAACUCGAGAACUUUUAAAAGAAAAUAUUGUUAGAGGUAGAGGUUUGCUUGCUCGAUCUAUUAUUCAAGCUCAAGCAGCUUCACCAACCUUUACAUCUGUUUAUGCAGCUCUCACUGCAAUUAUUAAUUCUAAAUUUCCCAAUAUUGGGGAAUUAAUAUUAAAACGUCUUGUAAUACAGUUUAAACGUGGUUUUAGAAGAAAUGACAAACCCCUUUGUAUAUCUUCUGGAACAUUUAUAGCGCAUUUAGUAAAUCAAAGAGUAGCACAUGAGAUUUUAGCCUUAGAAAUUUUAACCUUAUUGGUAGAAACACCAACAGAUGAUUCUGUAGAAGUGGCAAUUGCAUUUUUAAAAGAAUGUGGUAUGAAGUUAACUGAAGUUUCUAGAAAGGGUAUUGAAGCUAUAUUUGAAAUGCUGAGAAACAUAUUACAUGAAGGUCAAUUAGACAAAAGAGUUCAAUAUAUGAUUGAAGUUAUGUUUCAAAUUCGAAAGGAUGGAUUUAAAGAUCAUGAAGCUGUUCCAGAAGAACUUGACCUUGUAGAAGAAGAAAAUCAAUUUACACAUUUAGUAACAUUAGAUGAAGCAACUGAUUCUCAAGAUAUAUUAAAUGUUUUUAAGUUUGAUGCAGAAUAUGUUAGUAAUGAAGAUAAGUAUAAACAAUUAAGUAAAGAAAUACGGGAAGAAAGUUCAGAUGAAGAUAGUAGUGCUGCAGUAACAGAAGGAAAAGAAGAUGUAAUUGUAGAUAAUACAGAAACAAAUUUAACAGCUCUUAGAAGAACAAUAUAUUUAACAAUACAUUCAUCACUUGAUUUCGAAGAAUGUGCACACAAAUUAAUGAAAAUGCAGCUAAAACCUGGUCAAGAAACUGAACUUUGUCAUAUGUUUUUGGAUUGUUGUGCAGAAAUGAGAACAUAUGAAAAAUUCUUUGGAUUAUUAGCUGGCCGGUUUUGUGCUAUUAAUAAGAUGUAUGUUACACCAUUUGAGCAAAUUUUUCGAGAUUCAUAUCAUACAAUACAUCGUUUAGAUACAAAUAAGUUACGUAAUGUGUCAAAAUUUUUUGCUCAUUUACUAUUUACUGACUCUAUAUCAUGGGAAAUAUUAUCUUGUAUAAAAUUAACUGAAGAGGACACAACAAGUUCUAACAGGAUAUUUAUCAAAAUCUUGUUUCAAGAACUAUCAGAAUAUAUGGGACUAUCUAAGCUUAAUCAACGUGUUAAAGAUGUUACAUUGCAACAUGCGUUUGAAGGAUUAUUUCCCAGAGAUGAUCCAAAAAAUACUCGUUUUGCAAUAAAUUUUUUUACAUCUAUUGGUUUAGGUGGACUUACAGAUGAUUUAAGGGAACAUUUAAAAUCUCAUCCAAAACCUGCAAUAAUACCUGCAUUAGAACAAAAAAGUGAAAGUGUUUCAGAAUCUUCUCCAGAUUCCUCUCUUUCUAGUUCAAGCUCCUCAUCAUCAUCAUCUUCAUCUUCAUCGAGUAGUUCAAGUUUAGAUGACUCUGAUUUAUCUUCAGAUGCAGAAUUGAAAAAAGAGAAGAAAAGAUCGAAGAAAGAACGACGAAAGAAGCUCAUGACAAAAGAAAAUAAGAAAAAACAUAAGAAAAAAGAAAAACUUAAAAAACUA
Habropoda laboriosa is the source of this 2268-nucleotide messenger RNA. It is a transcript of the gene ncm, whose product is annotated as pre-mRNA-splicing factor CWC22 homolog. Gene Ontology annotation, molecular function: protein binding; RNA binding. Gene Ontology annotation, cellular component: catalytic step 2 spliceosome. The record is from RefSeq and is a predicted model, not a curated record. Gene Ontology annotation, biological process: mRNA splicing, via spliceosome. NCBI's taxonomy places the organism in Eukaryota, Metazoa, Arthropoda, Insecta, Hymenoptera, Apidae.